GCUUCUGCUCGUGAGCGCGCUGUCACUGACUGGGAGUCUCUGAGGAGACACAAAAUCAAGGAUUCAGAUUCCAGAGGGUGCGAUGGCGACCUUCCAGGAGUUCAUCCAGCAGAACGAGGACCGUGAUGGCGUCCGUUUCAGCUGGAACGUUUGGCCGUCCAGUCGUCUGGAAGCCACGCGUAUGGUUGUGCCGGUGGCCUCGCUGUUCACCCCGCUGAAAGAGCGUCCGGAUCUCCCCCCCAUUCAGUACGAGCCGGUGCUGUGCAGUCGGGCCACGUGCCGAGCUGUGCUCAAUCCUCUGUGUCAAGUGGAUUACAGAGCAAAACUCUGGGCAUGCAACUUCUGUUAUCAGAGAAAUCAGUUCCCACCAACCUAUGCUGGAAUAUCUGAAGUCAACCAGCCUGCUGAGCUACUUCCACAGUUUUCAACUAUUGAAUAUGUUGUCCAGCGUGGUCCACAAAUGCCCCUAAACUUCCUGUAUGUGGUGGACACGUGCAUGGAAGAUGAUGAUCUGCAGGCGCUGAAAGAGUCCCUUCAGAUGUCGCUCAGUCUGCUGCCCCCUACUGCCCUAGUGGGCCUCAUUACAUUUGGACGGAUGGUUCAGGUUCACGAGCUGGGCUGUGAAGGCAUCUCUAAGAGCUACGUUUUCAGAGGGACCAAAGACCUCAAUGCUAAGCAGCUCCAGGAGAUGCUUGGGUUAACUAAACCAGCUGCAGCCCAGGCAGGCCGAGGCCCACAGCAGCCUCAGGUUCCUCCAUCAAACAGGUUUCUCCAGCCGGUGCAGAAGAUAGAUAUGAAUCUGACAGAUUUGCUGGGUGAGCUGCAGAGAGACCCCUGGCCCGUCACUCAAGGAAAGCGUCCGCUGAGAUCACUCGGAGUGGCUCUUUCUAUUGCUGUUGGGCUCUUAGAGUGCACUUUCCCCAACACUGGCGCCCGUAUCAUGGCUUUUAUCGGUGGACCGGCCACUCAGGGUCCUGGCAUGGUGGUCGGAGAUGAGCUGAAAACACCUAUUAGAUCCUGGCAUGACAUCGAGAAAGACAAUGCCAAGUUUAUGAAGAAAGCCACUAAACACUACGAAGCUUUGGCCAAUCGCGCAGCUGCCAAUGGACACAUCAUUGAUAUUUAUGCGUGCGCUCUGGAUCAGACAGGAUUACUGGAAAUGAAGUGCUGCACCAACUAUACAGGGGGUUACAUGGUCAUGGCGGACUCUUUCAACACAUCUUUAUUCAAGCAAACUUUCCAGAGAGUUUUCACCAAGGACGUGCAGGGCUGCUUUAAAAUGGCAUUAGCAGGGACUCUGGAGAUUAAGACUUCUAGAGAGAUCAAAAUUUCUGGUGCAAUCGGCCCAUGCGUCUCUCUGAACGCUAAAGGACCCUGCGUGUCAGAAAAUGAAAUGGGAACUGGUGGCACAAGCCAGUGGAAAAUUUGUGGACUGGACCCAAAUACCACCCUCGGAUUCUACUUUGAGGUCGUGAAUCAGCACAAUGCUCCUAUCCCACAAGGUGGACGUGGAGCAAUACAGUAUGUAACGCAGUAUCAGCAUUCUAGCGGACAGAGGCGCAUCAGAGUGACCACCAUUGCAAGAAACUGGGCAGAUGCUCAGUCUCAGAUCCAGAGCAUCGCUGCAUCUUUUGACCAAGAGGCCGCUGCUAUCUUAAUGGCCCGUCUUGCUGUGUACAAGGCAGAGACGGAGGAGGGCCCGGAUGUUUUGCGCUGGUUGGACAGACAGCUCAUCCGCUUGUGCCAGAAGUUUGGAGAUUAUCAUAAAGAAGAUCCCAACUCUUUCCGUUUCUCCGAGACGUUCUCGCUGUAUCCUCAGUUUAUGUUCCAUCUGAGGAGGUCGCCGUUCCUGCAAGUGUUCAACAACAGUCCUGAUGAAAGCACCUAUUACAGGCAUCAAUUCAUGAGGCAGGACCUGACCCAGUCUCUGAUAAUGGUACAGCCCAUUCUGUAUGCUUACUCCUUCAACGGACCGCCAGAGCCUGUGUUGCUGGACAGCAGCAGUAUCUUGCCCGACCGCAUCCUCCUCAUGGACACUUUCUUCCAGAUUCUGAUUUACCACGGAGAGACUGUGUCUCAGUGGCGUAAAGCCGGGUACCAGGACAUGCCCGAGUAUGAGAACUUCCGCCACCUGCUUCAGGCUCCAGUCGAUGAUGCUCAGGAGCUUCUACACACUCGUUUCCCCAUGCCACGCUACAUCGACACUGAGCACGGCGGCAGUCAGGCUCGUUUCCUCCUCUCCAAAGUCAAUCCUUCUCAGACUCACAACAACAUGUAUGCAUGGGGUCAGGAGUCUGGCGCACCCAUUCUGACAGACGACGUGAGUCUUCAGGUGUUUAUGGAUCAUCUGAAAAAGCUGGCGGUCUCUAGCGCCGCAUAAAAGCUUUCUCUCAUCAGUAACACACAGCCAGCAGGGUCACAUUGGUACUGCCCUCAGUUUUUUUUCCUAUUUACAUCAUGCAUAAAUGGAGCACAGAUUUCAGAAGAGAGACUGAAUCGAUCGGGAAGGAGCGUAUGAUUCGUAAUGAUCAUUGCGAGGCUGUGUGUCAUAACACUACAUCAUGGCAAGAUGUUUGUUACUGUUAAUCAGAGAAACAGCUGUGUUAUUUAGCUGUGUGACGAGGGUUAGUUCACACUAAAUGAAAACGUACUCAUCCUCAAGUGGUUAUAAACCUUUCUGUCGAACAGCUGAAAACCUGUAACCAUUGACUCCUUUGUAGUAGGAAAAACAAAAACUAUGGAAGUUUUUUUAUCUAAAUAUCUUAUUUUGUGUUUUACAGAAGAAGAGAAACUUAGUUUUAAACAAGUAAAUGGUGAGGUAAAUGACAAUGUUUAUUUUUGGGUGAGGUAUCCACUAUUUAAAGAAAUAGUUUACAUAAAAAAAUGAAUAUUUAGUUGAUAACUUUCACACUAAAAGAACAUUUACUCACGAUUUACUCAUCUUAAAGUGGUUAUAAAUCUGAGUUUCUUUCUUCUGUUGAACACUGAAGACGAUAUUUUGAAGAAAGCUGAAAACCUGUAACCAUUGAACUCAAUAAUAGAAAAACAAAUAGAAUGGGAGUCAAUGGUUACAGGUUUUCAACAUUUUUCAAAAUAUCUUCUUUUGUGUUUAACAAAAAAAAAAAGUUUGCAGCAAGGAAUGGGUGAGGUAAAUGACAGAAUGUUAAUUUCUGUGUGUGGUAUCCACUAUUUAAAGAAAUAGUUUACAUAAAAAAUGAUAAUUUAGUUGAUAUUUUCUCACUAAAAGAACAUUUACUCACUAUUUACCCAUACUCAGGUGUUCAUAAAUUUAAGUUCUUCCUUCUGUUGAACACUGUAGAAGAUAUAUUUUGAAGAAAACAAUUGACUUCCAUAGUAUUUGUUUUUCCUACAAUGGAAUGGUUACAGGUUUUAAGCAUUUUUCUAAAUAUCUUUUUUUUUUUGUGUGUUUUAACAGAGGAAAAAGUAAAUGAUGAACAUUUUUGUUUCUGGAUGAACUAUCUAUUUAAAGAAAUGGUUUACACAAAAAAAGAGAUUAUUUAGUUGAUAUUUUCACACUAAAUGAAAAUUCUCUUACUAUUUACUCAGUUUCUUUCUUCUGUUCAACACUAAAGAUAUUUUAAAGAAUGUUGAAAACCAGUAAUGAUUGACUCUUCUAUAAUAGAAAAAAAAAUACAAUGUGAGUCAAUGGUUACAGAUUUUCAGCAUUUUUCUAAAUAUAUUCUUUUGUGUUUUACAGAAGAAAGAAACUCAUAGAAGUUUGAAACAAGUAAACAAUGGCAGAAUGUUCAUUUUGGGUGAAGUAUUCAAUAUUUAAAAAAAUAGUUGAACACUAAAGAUAUUUUGAAGAAAGCUGAAAAUCUGUAACCAUUGACUUCCAUAGUGGGACAAAACAAAUACCAUGAAAGUCAGUGGUUACAUGUUUUCAGCAUUUUUCUAAAUAUCUUCAUUUUUUGUUUUAACAGAGAAAAAUAAACUCAUAAAAGUUUGCAACAAGGGCGAAUAAAUGAUGACAAUUUUCGCUUCCGGGUAAACUAUCUAUUUAAAGAAAUGGUUUACAGAAAAAAAUCAUUAUUUAGUUAAUAUUUUUACACUCAAUGAAAAUUCACUCACGAUUUACUCAUCCACAAGUGGUUAUAAAUCUGUCUUCUGUUGAACACUGAAGAAGAUAUUUUGAAGAAAACUAGAAACUAUUGACUUCCACAGCAGGAAAAACAAAUACUAUGGGAGUCAAUGGUUACAGGUUUUCAGUAUUUUUCUAAAUAUCUUCUUUAGUGUUUUACAGAAGAAAGAAACUUGUAAAAGUUUAAACAAGUAAAUGAUGACAGAAUUUUCAUUUAUGGGUGAACUAUUCAUUUAAAGAAAUAAUUUACACCCACACAAAGUAUUUUGUUGAUAUUUCCACACUAAACAAAAAUUAAUUACAAUUUCCUCAUCCUCAAGUAGUUAUAAAGUUGAGUUUCUAUCUUCUGUUCAACACUGAAGAAGAUAUUUUGAAGAAAGCUGAAAACCAGUAACCAGUGACUCCUCUGUAGGUAAAACAAACACUAUGGGAGUCAAUGGUUACAGAUCUUCAACAUUUUUCAAAAUAUCUUCUUUUGUGUUAAACAGAAGAAACUCAAAGUUUGCAACAAGUGAAUUAACAAUAUAAUUUUCAUUUUUGUGAACUAUCCCUUCAAAGAAAUAGUUUACACACAAAAAAGAUUUAGUUGAUAUUUACUUACCCUCAUGCUAUUCCAAAUUGUACACAAACCACUAUUUCUUAAUAAUUAUUUACACAAACAUAUGUCUUAUGCUUUAUUUCUGAGUUUUUAAAGUCAUUUAACUGAUUGGUUUGCCUCUGAAAUUUGGAAACUGGCACAUUGGUUUCAUUUUAUGCACCUAUUUUGAGUGAACUAGACAUGCGUUUUCUAAAUUACAACUUACAAAGGUAUCAUUCAGCUUUAAAAAAAACUGGAAUUUAUUGCAUAUUUAUCAAGUUUGUGCUUCUUUAAUAUAGCAAAAGCCAAAAACUGUUCUUUAGAAGCUGUUACUGUGGGUUUUAGUGAAACCAAAAUUGCAGCACGUGGAUUUGGAACAGCAUGAGGGAGAGUAACUAUUAUUGUUCUUAUUUGGGCUGAAUUGUAGCUUUGAAUCUGAUGUUCAUGCAUAUGAAGCUCUGUGAUGAGACCUGAUGUUGAACAGAGAGAGGAAACCGUUUUUUAAGCACACCUGCAGCAGAUACUUUUGUUUGCCUAUAGUGGAGGAAGGUGAACGCAGUGCCAUUGUAGCCAAUUAAGCAUGAGAGCUGGAACGCCGCCUCUAGCCAGCAGUGCAGAACAAUGGCUUAUUUUUAGACGCUGUCUCUCGUCUCGCUGAAUGUUGAAGGUUCGUUUCAGCGCAGGGUUGAGCGCUCGAUUCCAAACACAGACUUGCGGAAUUUGUACGCUGCCUUUCUGUCUGUCGCUCUGAUAUUUAUAAGCCAUUUCUAGCAGUAUUGUAUGUUUUGUUUCUAAUAAAACCGGCUUCGUGAUCCCAGCUGGUCGGCUGAGUUCUGAAACUA
This is a messenger RNA of Danio rerio (zebrafish), 5521 nucleotides long. It is a transcript of the gene sec23a, whose product is annotated as Sec23 homolog A, coat complex II component. Gene Ontology annotation, molecular function: zinc ion binding. Gene Ontology annotation, biological process: intracellular protein transport; endoplasmic reticulum to Golgi vesicle-mediated transport; COPII-coated vesicle budding. Gene Ontology annotation, cellular component: ER to Golgi transport vesicle membrane; cytosol; endoplasmic reticulum membrane. The record is from RefSeq and is marked provisional. NCBI's taxonomy places the organism in Eukaryota, Metazoa, Chordata, Actinopteri, Cypriniformes, Danionidae.